AUGUUGAGAGGAAAGAUUUUGAAAGCUUUGGUGAAGAGGUGUAGGAAGGUGAAUAAAGGAAUGUUACCAUCAUCUGUAGAGUGUGAUAAUUGCUGUCAAUGGGCAUUCAGAUGGGCCUUGUCGUUCAUGCAUAACGAAAAGAAGGAAUCUUGUAUUCCAAGGGAUGUCCCAAAGGGUCAUUUGGUGGUGUAUGUAGGUGAGAACCAAAGGAGGUUUGUGAUCAAAGUGGAGUUGCUAAAACACCCUUUAUUCGGUGCAUUGCUGGAUGAAGCUCGAGAAGAGUAUGAGUUUACUGAUGAUUCUAGAUUCUAUAUACCCUGCAAUGAAGACACAUUUCUUGCUGUAGUUCGAUGUGCCAUGACACCACGCAAUCGAAGACUCAUGUUGUGUUUUUGA
Messenger RNA from Erigeron canadensis, 396 nucleotides. RefSeq names its product auxin-responsive protein SAUR50-like. The transcript has a single exon. Lineage: Eukaryota; Viridiplantae; Streptophyta; Magnoliopsida; Asterales; Asteraceae. The coding region runs from base 1 to 396 and encodes 131 amino acids. Gene Ontology annotation, biological process: response to auxin. The record is from RefSeq and is a predicted model, not a curated record.